This is a messenger RNA of Sebastes umbrosus (honeycomb rockfish), 4888 nucleotides long. RefSeq names its product solute carrier family 20 member 2 (gene slc20a2). Gene Ontology annotation, biological process: phosphate ion transmembrane transport. Gene Ontology annotation, molecular function: phosphate transmembrane transporter activity. The coding region runs from base 697 to 2739 and encodes 680 amino acids. Gene Ontology annotation, cellular component: membrane. The record is from RefSeq and is a predicted model, not a curated record. NCBI's taxonomy places the organism in Eukaryota, Metazoa, Chordata, Actinopteri, Perciformes, Sebastidae. The transcript has 11 exons.
UCUCCUCUCUCCCUCUCUCUCUCCCUCCCUCUCUCACGCUAUUCCCCCCCUCCUCUCCUUCCACCCCUCUAGCUGUCAUCCUGAGCAGCGUUGAGAGAGAGUCGAAGGACGGCUCGAUACCUAAACGCCCGGAUGAGAGCAGCAGCAGGAGACAUUCAGAGCAACAUGGUCGCAUGAAACCAGACCAGAGUCGAGAGGAGGACACGAGAGGAGGACACGAGAGAGGACACGACACAGAAACACAGAACCACUGUGACUGCUGGAAUCCGGGACAUUUUCGACGCAGCCCACGGAGGACUCUGGUUCUGGGAAAAUCCAGGCAGCGAUAUACUGUAGAGGCGUGUAGGCACGUUUCACCCUCUCUCUCUCUCUCUCUCUCUCUCUCUCCGGUGGUGUCCUAUUUCGUCGGUGAAGGAUCGUGCAGACAGGCCGUCUCACACUAAGCUAUGGAAUGCCUCCUGCUCCCACCAUCACUAGUCUCCAAUCUUUGGACUGAGCUCCACACGCUUAGUUAGCGGCUGUGCUUCUCCCCUCGAACUCUUUAUAACCAGGGGACGAAGAAAAGGAGUGGACUUACCUCAAGUCCUCCGCUAAAAGCGCACAGAGCACUUCUUUUUUUUUUAAAAAAAGAAUAUUUAAGCUAUUAUUUUUUAUUUUUUCUCCACUUGGAUUUGUUUCCGGUGAAAUCAUAUCAAGAUGGAUCUGGAACCGUAUCUGUGGAUGGUGAUCCUCGGCUUCAUCAUUGCCUUCAUACUUGCCUUUUCGGUCGGCGCCAACGAUGUGGCCAAUUCUUUCGGCACGGCGGUGGGGUCCGGCGUGGUCACGCUGAAGCAGGCCUGCAUCCUGGCGUCUAUCUUUGAGACGCUGGGCUCCAUGCUGCUGGGGGCCAAAGUGGGCGAGACGAUUCGGAAGGGCAUCAUAGACGUCAACCUGUACAACGAAACGGUGCCCGUGCUCAUGGCGGGAGAGGUCAGCGCCAUGGUCGGGUCAGCUGUCUGGCAGCUGAUCGCCUCCUUCCUCAAGCUGCCCAUCUCCGGGACUCACUGCAUCGUGGGCGCCACCAUCGGCUUCUCCAUGGUGGCCAUCGGCACCAAGGGCGUACAGUGGAUGCAGCUCGUCAAGAUCGUGUCAUCGUGGUUCAUCUCCCCGCUGCUCUCUGGACUCAUGUCUGGAAUCCUCUUCUUGCUCAUCAGACACUUCAUCCUCAACAAGGACGACUCCGUCCCCAAUGGCCUGCGAGCGCUGCCCCUCUUCUACGCCACCACUAUUGGGAUCAACACCUUCUCCAUCUUGUACACCGGAGCUCCAUUGCUCGGGUUGGAGAUGCUACCGGUGUGGGCCAUCUUCCUCAUCGCUGUAGCCGAGUCGUUGCUCGUUGCAGCUCUGGUCUGGUUUUGCGUCUGUCCCUGGAUGAAGAGGAAAAUAGCAAGUCGUCUAAAGAAAGAGCAGGCUCUGUCCAGGAUCUCCGAUGAGAGUCUGGACAAGAUACCUGAAGAGGAGGAGGAGAGCCCCGUCUUUAAGGAGCUACCGGGGGCCAAGGGCACAGAUGAGGCUGUGCUGCCGCUCACCGGGGGCAUCAGUGAACGGAGCACCCGAGACUCCAGCGGAGAGCUCACCAACCUGGCUAACGGAGGCAGCAUCCUGCCAAAUGGCAGGGCCUACGGCCGGACCCACUCGAUGACCAACGGCUGCCUCAAGUCGCCCAUCUCUAACGGCAGCUUCAGCUUCGACGGCCACAUGCGCAGCGACGGCCAGGUGUACCACACGGUGCACAAGGACUCGGGUCUGUAUAAAGACCUGCUUCACAAAAUCCACCUGGGCCGCCUGGACGACGGCGACCGCUCCACCUCCAACGCCGGCCAGCCGGACAACAACUACCGCCUGCUGCGGCGCAACAACAGCUACACCUGCUACACGGCGGCGAUAUGCGGCAUGCCCGUGCAGCCGCUCAUUCGCUCGGAGUCACGCGACGACAGCGAAAAGCUGGUGGGAGAGGGAAGCAGCGGCAGGAGCAACAGCGUGUCCUACACCAAGAAGAGGGUGCGCUACGACAGCUACUCGUCGUACUGUAACGCCGUGGCGGAGGCUGAGAUUGAGGCAGAGGAGGGCGGGGUGGAGAUGAAGCUGGCCACGGAGCUGGAGGGGAUGGAUGAAGACGGAGCUCCUGCUCCGAUGCCUCUGGACGACUUGGCGGAGGAGGAUCACGAGGAGAAGGAUAAGCCGGAGGUGUUCCAGCUUUUCCACUUCCUGCAGAUCCUCACCGCCUGCUUCGGCUCCUUCGCCCACGGAGGCAACGAUGUCAGUAACGCCAUCGGGCCCCUGGUGGCGCUGUGGAUGAUCUACGACCAGGGCGGCGUGAUGCAGGACGCCGCCACUCCCAUCUGGCUGCUGUUUUACGGCGGCAUAGGCAUCUGCGCCGGCCUGUGGGUGUGGGGCCGCCGCGUCAUCCAGACCAUGGGGAAAGACCUGACUCCCAUCACCCCCUCAAGCGGAUUUUGCAUUGAAGUAAUGAGUGCGCUAUCAGUGCUUGUUGCAUCAAAUGUGGGCAUCCCAAUAAGCUCCACCCACUGCAAGGUGGGCUCCGUCGUGGCCGUGGGUUGGAUCCGCUCCAAGAAAGCCGUGGACUGGCGCCUCUUCAGGAACAUCUUCCUGGCGUGGUUCGUCACGGUGCCCGUGGCCGGCCUGUUCAGCGCUGCCGUCAUGGCCCUGUUCGUCUACGGCAUCCUGCCCUACGUCUGAGGGCGACCCGGCCCGGGACGGAGAGCAGAGGAGGGAGAGAGAGAGUCAGAGAAAGAGAGAGAGAGAGAGAGAUGGAAACAUAGCUCGAGUGUCAUAAAUGAGGAAAUGAAGAGAGGGAAAGGGUCAAGAGAGGAAGCUACAGAUGGACUUGGUUGUACUGUGGAUGUGAGGGAGGGUUGGUUCAUAUGCUGCCUGGCUCCGUAGUCCAGAGAUCUGUUUUUUGUUUUGUUUUUACUCCUCAUUUGAGUUUCCGAUUGAUUUUUAUUUAUUCUCUUCUUUUGGGUGCAUAAGAAAGUGUGUAACCAACGUGUUCCAUUCAAUCUGCUGUACAUAUGACAAUAAUAGGGAGAAUUAUGGUUGUUGGAAGAACAGUGGAGGCCAUUAUCUGUCUCUUCAUUAAAAAAAAUAAAUCAUGAGUUUGAAAAAUAUAAAAAAAAGACAGCACACGACUGAAAAAUAAUCGGUUAAUUCUGCACACCUAAACUAGAUCGUUCUGCCGGCAGGUAGCGUAGUCGGUCAAGUGCUCAUUAUUAUUAUUAUUAUUAUUGUUCCAAAAUGCCAGAAAAAAACCCUGUACAUAUAGUUGUAUUGGAUUGAGUGUGAUUUGUUGUAUCGCGGCUUGCUUUAAAGUUUAAAAAACAAAAAGACUAAAAGAUGUGCGUGUGGUAAACCAACCCAUCCAUCAUCUCACUGUUAACUAGCCAGGUACAACUAGGGCCAAACGGAAAGGACGCCUCAGAGAGCGGUAGAGGGGUGGAGCGGUGGUGGUGGUGGUGGUGGUGGGACGACUGUCACUCUGCUUCUUUAUUUUCCACAUGAUACCACAGAAACCUGAUUUGCUAAAGAGUUGAUUUUUGUCAAGAGCUCCUGUAUGUUUUUAGAGAUGGAUCUCAUAUUUUUUAAUGAUGUAAUAUACUGUAAUUUGUACUGUAAAUAAUGUCCUUAAAGAGUUUGGGGGGGCGGGCGGGAUGGGGGAUCAUGGUUUGUUUUUAACUUAGUAAGGAGAUGUCAUGAUGUCAUCUUAUACAGGCUGCUGUUUUUCCGGAGGAUUGCAUAAGUAUAUUGAUUGGAAAACAGUAUUUAAAUUAACGAACAGAGAAAAACUGGAGAUAUUUCAUUCCUUCUGAUUUUAUCGUAUCAGUAAAUUCAACAGUAUUGGCAGAAAGAGGAAUCUUUAGGUGGAUUUCAGAUGGCGAUACUCGAGAUGAUUUAAAGUAGAGGUGCUGCAGAGGCCAAAACACUACAACCUAACAAGAGGCAAAAAACAUGAAAUGUUCACAUAUCCUCAUCCGUAUGCCUUUUGUUUUCACAUAUAGAGCUCAACUACUGGAGUCAUUUCCUCAUAUUGACGGCUCCCUGCCAAUGACGGACCUCUACACUGUCCAUUUUUCGGGUCGUUUUCACAUCACCCGCCCCUGUUUUCCGCCGGUCAGAUUAUACGUCUUAGUCCAGGGUUUGAUCUGUUUCUGUAGCCCUGAACCUCGGCCUCACACCGCUGGUCAGCCUUGUCGCGUCAAGACGGCGAUUUAUGUGUCAUAUCAAAACACGCGUUGUAUUAUAACUCAGCCAGUUUAAUGCAGAGGUGGAAAGAUUCAGCCACACGUGUAGCUCCUCAAAAACGGGCUGGUUGUUGUUUGAAGUGUAGUAGUCUAUCGAUCACAUGUGUUUCAAUUCUAAGUGCUAAAGGUCAGGUAGAUAUCAUAGGGGGUCAAGUUUCGAGCUGAAUCGAAGCCGCUCACGUCACGAAAAUAUCACGAGACGUUUGUCUUCGGAUCAAAUGGUAUCAGGGGGGGAUAGUACUGAUCAUCACCAGCUUUUUAACGGGGUCGCCUGACCUGUAGAUGAACAAAGCUUUUUUUAUUUGAACAAACUCGAUGCCAGGUGUUCUUUUAUUUUCUGUUCUUCUUGUGGUGUGUUUCCUAAUUUCUGUUUAUUUCUCAUGAACAAAUCUAUGCUUAAGUAGCCACUUGCCUUGUAACAUUGUGUUUUACUUUGUGCAGAUACAGUAAAAAUAAUUAAGUACUGUGGUGUUUACAUCGUAACCAUAUUGUAGAAUAUCUGAAAAAAAAACUGUUGCCUAAUGAUGCCAAUGAAAGACAAAACUAUUAACCAUGAAUUUUUAAGUGCAAGUAAAAAAAAUAAAUAACCU